Gongylonema pulchrum is the source of this 330-nucleotide messenger RNA. Lineage: Eukaryota; Metazoa; Nematoda; Chromadorea; Rhabditida; Gongylonematidae. The record is from the annotation of a GenBank genome assembly.
AUGCUAGGACCGGUUUGGCCCGAUGAUGAGUGUGCCUUUCCGGAUUUCUACGACAACACGCAAAUAACAGGCAACUGGUGGGUCAAUGAAUUUGUCCUGCUUCAUGAAAAGUUGAAAUUUGAUGGCAUAUGGAUCGACAUGAAUGAGCCAGCCGUGCUGGCAACCAAUAUCAAGAAGCCGUAUUACUGGAACGAUCCGGCAAAUCCAAACCGCCCGCACAUACCAACACUGAAAUGCCCACUUUCCGGACCGAAAAGCGCCUACGAUAUGCCACCGUACCAGACAUGGAACGCAUACGCCUAUCACGUCUAUGAUGGCCCCGACGAGGCU